This is a messenger RNA of Solanum tuberosum (potato), 3041 nucleotides long. RefSeq names its product gibberellin 3-beta-dioxygenase 4. The record is from RefSeq and is a predicted model, not a curated record. Lineage: Eukaryota; Viridiplantae; Streptophyta; Magnoliopsida; Solanales; Solanaceae. The transcript has 2 exons. Bases 1851 to 2816 code for a protein of 321 amino acids.
CAUAUUCCUAUUCUAAGUAGGAAAUACUUAUUUCUAUUCUAACAGUUACCUUACAUAUAACAUUUCAACUUAUUUCCUAUCAUACAAAAUCUUAUAAAAAACUCUCCCUUUUUAGGAGUGGAAAGGAGGGAUAUGAUGGUAUUCUAAUAUCCUAAACACAAUUAGUACAAUCACUUGUCUCUUCUUCUUUCCUAAUCAAGGUUAAAUACUUAUGCAUGCAUUUACAAAUGGUGGAUGGCACCAAAAAUAUCUAAGAACUAGUUUAGCAGUGAGCUCAAAUUCUGCAUGCCCUUGAAUUCUCACAAUUGCAAUUCUACAAGUAGUUAAACUUGUUACUUAGUCUACUACUAAUGAUUUUCAAUAAAAUAUGUAUAUUUAUCCCUUCCAUUAUUUCUUGUAGGAUAGCAAUGAACAGACUAAAUGAAUAGAUUCUCUCGGAAUGCUAGCUAAGCUAAUCGUCUUAGUUCCCUUCAAUUUCAAUAAGCUUUUUGAUUGAUUCAGGUGCCGCCUCCCUUUUUAGAAUUAGAACCCCAAUCUGAUUGUUCUGGAUGUUUCAUAUGCAUUUAUCUUUUUCCCGGUAUAUACUUGUAAGGAAUCAUUUUGGAUUUCUUCUGCAUAAAUUCUACUCUAUGGGUCAAUUAAGUGGAUUUCAGAGUUUCUUGUCUAAUUGGAUACUUGGUUCUGACCAGAUACUAUGAAUGUGAUGAUUGUUUGUUUAUAUCUAAUAGGUGCUUAGAUUUAUAAAAGAUUUCACUUCGCAUUCAAGUUUGACUACUGAGAACAUGAAAGGAAAGGGGAUAAAAAGAGAGGGGUAGAAAAAGCAAGAGCUUGCUUUAAUGAAGCAAUAACACUGUAGAAAAGAUGUGGUGUUCUCUUCUUUAAUUCUACUAUCCCUAAAACAAUCAGAAAGUACUAUUACUCAUAUAAUUUUUGUAACUAGAGAUGCCUAAGAUAGGAAAUAGGAGGAAACAUAUUUAAUGGCGAAGGCAAGUGUUGACCUUUAAUUUAACAGUUACUGAUCUCCGUCACAUUAACAACUCAUGCUUUUAUUCGACAGAUCAAGAGUGGGUUAUUUUUGGUUUCAAAAGAGUAACAAUUUAUCUAUCAAAUAGUAAUAGUACAUGCAGUAGUCCUAUAAUACACAGUCCCUAAUUUGUCUGUUCCCAAAACAUCCAAGACAAAUAACAACUCAUGUUACUCUCAAGUGAACAAAUUUGCUUAUGUGCACAAAGAAAUAGUUACAUGUUUAAAUGCGGAUAAGAUAACAUUUUAGUCUCUUUGUCAUUUGUGAAACAUGCAUAGGUGAAGUUUGUUCCUAUGCAUCUCUGUUAAAAGUUAAUGUAAGAAAACUAGGUGUCAGGUGGGACUCUAUAUCCUUGAAAUACUGAACCAACAACUAUCAUUUUUAAAUUUUGUGUUGAUAAGUUGAACUGUAAUUUGACCAUGAAUUCAAACAUGACUUGCUUGUUGCUGCAACAAGCACCAGAAACUUAAGAUUAAACUUUAAAAGCUAUCAACACUUUGAAUUGACUUCCACAAAUAUGCAAAGUCAUCCUUCAAGCACAGGAAUAUCUGUUUUAUGCCUAAGUAUCAUUGCCAAUCACUUGUGAACAUACUUUUUAAUUGAAGCUGAAAAAGGCUGCCACAGUUGUCACAUCCGCUCGCAUAAUAUAUUCCACCAAAUGGAAGUUAAAAAGUUGAAAUAUGUGUGUUGCAUGCAUGUAUGUAUGUAUGAGAUAAAUAAUUUAACUACUAGAAAGAGACUUUUCUGAAAUUAACUUUAAUGAAGAGUUACAUGUCCUUUUAAAGGUUUGAUUAACCAAGAAACAUAUUUAGCAUCUUCUAAAAAAAUGAUUCUUGAAUCCCAAUCACCAUUACAACUUCCUAUUUUGGAUAUCUCCCAACCAUCAAACUCAUCUACUCUAUCUUCUCUUGCUGCUGCCUGCAAAGAAUGGGGCUUCUUUCAUGUUAUCAAUCAUGGAAUCUCCAAUGAUCUUUACAGAAAAAUUAAUUGCCUCUCCAAACACCUCUUCAACCUCCCUUCUGAGACCAAACUAAAAGCAGGUCCUUACUCGUCUUUGAAAACUUAUACUCCUCAUUUCAUUGCAUCUCCAUUCUUUGAAAGCCUUAAAGUGUCUGGACCAGACUUCUCUGACUCUGCUAAGGGUUCUGCGGAUACCCUUGCUGGUGAAGGGAAUUCAGAAUUCAGUGAAAUACUGCAAGAAUAUGGAGGCAAAAUGACAGAGUUAGCGAAAGUCAUCCAGAAAACUGUCUUGAUGAGCUUGGGAGAAGAACUUGGAAUGAAGUAUUAUGUCUCAGAAUUUGGUAAUUGCAAUGGAUACUUGAGGAUAAAUAACUACUCGCCCCCGGAUAGUUUAGAACAGGAAGUUGAAGGCCUUGGUAUGCACACUGAUAUGAGCUGCAUAACAAUUGUCUAUCAAGAUGAAUUAGGUGGCCUCCAAGUAAGAUCAAAGGAUGGGAAGUGGGUGGAUAUUUUGCCAUGUGAAGGAACUCUUGUAGUAAAUAUUGGUGACAUGCUGCAAGCUUGGAGCAAUGACAAACUAAGAUCCUCUGAGCACCGUGUCAUUCUGAAGAAGCCGGUGAACCGCUUUUCUUUAGUUUUCUUUUGGUGCUUUGAGGAUGAGAAGGUGAUCUUGGCACCUGAUGAAGUAGUUGGUGAAGAAAAUUCAAGAAUCUACAAGUCAUUUGUUUGCUCUGACUAUUUAAACUUUAGAUUGACCAAUGAGAAUGGUAAAUUUGAGAAAGUUGGUUUUACAGUUAAGGAUUUUGUUGGGAUUGGAUCCAAGUUAAAGUAGAAGCAUGGUUAUCAUUCUUUGAGUUGUUAGUUUAUAAGCUUGUACAUCUCCUCAUGUUUCAUCAUUGCAACAUAGGUAUCUAGGAGUUCUGUUUGUGUGGAAGUUUUUUUUAUAUAAUAGUAUUAUGUUUUGUUAUUUGAUGAUAUUGUUUGCAAGUUACUUGUAAGUGCAUUCAGUGAAUGAUAAGAAGAUGUAUACAGAAAGGUUUUGACUUGACAUGGAUAA